Messenger RNA from Nicotiana attenuata, 2457 nucleotides. RefSeq names its product methyltransferase-like protein 17, mitochondrial. The transcript has 13 exons. The coding region runs from base 474 to 2084 and encodes 536 amino acids. Lineage: Eukaryota; Viridiplantae; Streptophyta; Magnoliopsida; Solanales; Solanaceae. Gene Ontology annotation, molecular function: methyltransferase activity; structural constituent of ribosome. The record is from RefSeq and is a predicted model, not a curated record. Gene Ontology annotation, cellular component: mitochondrial small ribosomal subunit. Gene Ontology annotation, biological process: translation.
CCCCCCCUCUCUUCGGAUGUUAGUCUUCUUCAGCACAACGCACGACCACCCCCUGAACUUGGAGCACGGCCAGACCCAUCUCCAGCCAACUGCCGAGCCCACCUCCCUUCACCCAUAGCCGCUCCCUCUUCUUCAUUCUAUUCCAGAGCUGUCACCUGCACCCUGUACAACAGAAUCAACGACUUCACAUCACAACCGGAAACCAGCCAUAAAAUACUCCCCGAAAAUAGCACAAAAACACACAGUCCACCAACUAAUCACCAUGAGCGACCAUUGAUGUUCUCUGGUUCUAGUAGUGUCCGAGUUCGCCGGCAAGGUUCGAAUUUUUCCGGCGAGGUUCGAGGUUUGUUUGAGGUUCCCCGUCAAAGCUCAGAUUGAAGCAGCCAUCCGAGGUCGGUUCAUGGUCUUGGUCGCGGCUCUUUUAUUCGAUUUUGUCGUUGUUUCUCGUCAGAUUUUUGGGAUCGAAAGAGUGUAUGUUUGCUGAAUUUUUCCCACUGUUGAUUAAAAGAAUUUCAGCUCAUCUCAACCCCCCAAACCUCCAGAAAUUCGCCGGAAACUGCCAAGCGCCACCAGAAAUGGCGUCAAUAGUAUCAGAAACGGUUCCAAAGUUCACCGCUGAAGCACUCAAAUCCGCAGCUAAACAAUCUGAACGUUGCCAUAUUGUUCCUCUCCGCCUUCGUAGAGCUAUCAAAAAGUACCUCCGAGAGCAAGAGGAGCCACAUAUGAAGAGAAAAGUGUUGGGGUUAUCAGAAUCAUUCAGCCAAAUAAAGGAAGUGAAUUUGAUGCUGCCAACCUCCACAUCCAAGGAGCUCGUUGAAGAUCCUCUGAAGUCUGUUGAAUGUUCACAGCGGUGGAAAAUUAAAAGCGCCUAUGGUGACAUUGGCCUCAAGUAUAGGGAGGAUGAAACAAUGGCCUAUGUGGCGUCCCGUAUGCCUGCUGUCUACUCUGCUCUUUAUAGAGUGCUUAGUGAGGUUCGUAGAAGAUUGCCUGGGUUUUCACCAGCUAAGGUGUUGGAUUUUGGGGCUGGGACUGGUUCUGCAUUUUGGGCACUUAGAGAAGUGUGGCCACGGUCGUUGAAUAGAAUUAAUUUGGUGGAGCCAUCACAGUCCAUGCAGCGUGCUGGACAGAGCCUUAUAAAAGGUCUUAAAAAUUUGCCACUCAUUCAAAGUUAUGGAAGUAUUCAAGCACUCUCUCAGGAUGUCAAAAAGAGUGACAGACAACAUGAUCUUGUGAUUGCUUCAUAUGUACUUGGAGAGAUUCCAUCUCUGAAGGACAGAAUCACGGUUGUGCGGCAGCUCUGGGAACUGACAGGAGAUGUUCUGGUCUUGGUUGAACCAGGAACACCACAAGGAUCUAAUAUUAUAUCUCAAAUGCGAUCUCACAUUUUAUGGAUGGAGAAAAGGAGAAGCCGCAAACUAGAAGAUGCAUCUGGCAAAGAAUGUAAAGCAUUGACGACACUGAAGAAUGGGGCAUAUAUAGUUGCACCAUGUCCGCAUGAUGGACGUUGUCCUUUGGAUAACACUGGAAAAUAUUGUCAUUUUGUUCAACGCUUGCAGAGGACAACAUCACAACGUGCCUACAAGCGGUCGAAAGGUAAGCCUCUACGUGGCUUUGAAGAUGAAAAGUUUUGCUUUAUCGCUUUUAGACGAGGACAACGGCCAAGGGAGCCUUGGCCACUGGAUGGUAUGAAGUUUGAGACUUUGAAGGAGCAGCAUGCCAGAAGAAAUCCAGAGGAUUUAGAGAUUGACUAUGAGGACCAGUUCAUCUCAGAAGAUGAGGAUGUUCAAGAUGAAGAUCCAGUCUCCUAUGAUUCCGAUGUUACAGAAACAGACGCCAUUACUGAAAAUGAUGAUUGGGAGGAAGAAGGCGAAGAAACAGCCCAUGCUAAUCUUGGUAGUGGUUGGGGAAGAAUCAUAUACAAUCCUCUAAGAAGGGGCAAGCGGGUUGAGAUGGACAUUUGUCGAUCAAUGGAUCGAGAAGGCACUGAAGGCUCGUUUGACCGAAUUGUUAUUACAAAGAGCAAAAACCCAACAUUGCAUCAUCAGGCUCGAAGAUCGGUCUGGGGUGACUUAUGGCCCUUUUAGAUUUUGUUAGAAAAAUGGCCCUCGGGGCUUUGGUCAAGAAGUAAGAGCGCAACGCAUGAUGUGUGAAUUAUGCGCACGUAACGAGUCCGAACCAUGCGGUAGACAAAAACCUGAUAUUUAAAUGGAGAAAGUUUCAGGGACGGGCCACGGUCCACGGAUUAUCGAACUAUGCGCAACUGAAUAGAUUUCACGUGUGGGCAAAGGUACUGUAAUACAUGUAUUUUUUUUCAUAGCUAACUAUUCCUUGAGAAAAGAACAGUGAAUCAGAUAGUUAUUCUGGUAAAGCAGAGGUUUGCUCAAUUGGCACUUUGCUCAAGCAACAAUAAGUGAAGAUAUAAAUGUGAAUUCUGCACAAACCAUUUUACCAUUUGCA